Messenger RNA from Pristis pectinata (smalltooth sawfish), 2384 nucleotides. RefSeq names its product SAP domain containing ribonucleoprotein (gene sarnp). Lineage: Eukaryota; Metazoa; Chordata; Chondrichthyes; Rhinopristiformes; Pristidae. Gene Ontology annotation, biological process: poly(A)+ mRNA export from nucleus. Gene Ontology annotation, cellular component: nucleus. Bases 101 to 730 code for a protein of 209 amino acids. The transcript is spliced from 11 exons. The record is from RefSeq and is a predicted model, not a curated record.
CUCGCAGGAACCAAUUACGCGGCGGCUUGUUGGACGUGAUCAAAGCAGCCUGGGAUUGGACAGGUGGUGAGUGGUGGUGGGAGGAGAAGAGCCCGGCAAGAUGGCGGACAGGACGGGGGUGGAUAUCAGCAAACUGAAGUUGACUGAACUAAGACAAGAAUGUGUUUCAAGAGGAUUGGAUGCUAAAGGAAACAAGCAGGAUCUCAUCCAGAGACUGCAGGCUUACCUGGAAGAACAUGCUGAAGAAGAAGUGAAUGAGGAAGAUGUUCUAGCUGAAGAUACAGAGGAGGAGGAACAGCAGCAAAAAGUUGAGCCAGAAGUUGAAGGUCAAACUGUUGCUGUCAAGGAACCAGAAGAAAUUGUAGCAAAGAAGUUGGUUAAAAUAAUGGCACCAAUGACAGAGAGCGAGAGGUUAAAGAAAAGAGCAGAGCGCUUCAAUGUACCAGGGACAACUGAGAGUAAGAAAGCUGCUCGUGCUGCACGAUUUGGGCUGCCUAUUGCAACAAAAGGUACUUCUGGGAAUAUCAAAACUGUGAUCAGUGCAGAAAAAUUGAGAGAGAGGGCUGAAAGAUUUGGUAUGAAUGUAUCAUCAAUCUCAAAAAAGACUGAAGACGACGAGAAGAUGAAGAAGAGGAAGGAGCGAUUUGGAAUUGUGACCAGUUCAGGAGGAGGUGGCGAUGAUGUAGAGGCAAAGAAGAGGAAAAGAGCAGAACGUUUUGGGAUUGUCUGAUAACACCUUGCUUUUUUUUUACCAAGAAUAUUUUAAACGUGUAUCAAGUAGAUUUUUUUAGGAUACUUUUUAAACUGAAAAUGUGCUUUAUUUCCCUAUUGUGUAUCAGUUUGCAGUAAUGGUGUUUGCAAGGUGUCAGAAAUUAGAUGACUAUUUAAUUACAACUGCUAGAUUUUACAAUUGCUUCAAGGAAUAAGAUGCUGUGAUGGCAUGGACCACACAUCACUGUUGCAGCCUGGAGAUAAUCUUUGUGGAACUUUGUGCAGGUACUGUACAAUUGAGUGGAAUUUGUGAAUUAAAGAGGUUGUGUUUUUGUUUAAAAACAUUGCAAGCUGAGAAAAAAAAUCUUAAUUUGUAAAUGCAAGUGCACGUGAUUUUUGUCGUGAAUACUAUUGCCUCACCAUGUUUUUAAGCAUUUAAGUGAAGUAAAACCUUGAUGGACAGAGCAGGUGGGGGGUGUUGAUCAAGACUGAUGUGGGGAUCUCUUCUAUGUGGGUUAUGCCAGAGACAUGAUGCAAGCUGUUCCAGAAGUUAAGGCUACUUAAAGAAGAUGCACCAUACAACCUAUUCCUCAACCCAUUGCUGAACAUUUAAAUUUCAUUGAGCACAAAGGGUAGUUUUAUGACUUUUUUUUAUAUAUAAAGACAGAUGGUGGUUAAUAUUUUCUAUGAUAUUUGAGUGUGAGCAUCGAACAAAAUGGGCUUGGAGAUAUUGGUAACUAUCAUGGACAUCAACUGCCAUCCAUCCGAUCACUUUCUAAUUUAUACUUCAUACCACAUGACUGGUCAUUAUUCAUUCUCUGUCCAACCAAAAGAUGGUGAAAACCUGAUGACCAGGGGUCACUUAAUUUUUUUUAAAGAAAACUUGGGCAGCUUGUUGUACUAAGAUUGUGCACAGGUGUUUGUCUUGUUAUUGUAAACUGCCGGCUAUGUUUUUUUUAUAUAGAAAUACCUGAAGUAAUUGAGACUCCAAACUUGUGUAUCUAAUCAAGAAAUGAGAUUGAUUUGUGUCUCUUGCUCCUUUUGCUUCAUUAUGGCUUUAUUUUGAUCCCUAUGAUGGAUGACGGCAACCAGCAUAAAAUACAUCUUUAAUGGUGGGAUUAUUUUUUAAUGUUUUGUUUACUUUACUAAAGGACUAAUAGCAGAUUAGCUGGUCCAUAAGUAAUGGAUAGUAAAAUAACAUUGGGUGAUAUCCAGUGUGCCAUGUACAGAUGUGAAAUAACCUCCUAAACCCUGUUGUACAGAAUUUUUAUUUUGAAAUUCGGUUGGCCCAAAGCAUUUUAGUCUCCAAGCACCUAACUAUCCCUUUUUUUUUAAUUUAGAAAUAAAACAAAAAAAAGACAUUCCAUUCUCUUUUCUUUCCACCUCUUUCUUCAACAAGGCUUGAUUUACUGGAACAAUGAAUAUUUGAUCAUUAACUGGUGGUAUGUGAUAGAAACCUGGUGACUUGUAUCAUACAGACUGGCAGGUAGUGUGAUGUAAUAUAAUGCAAAAGUCUUGUCUAUGCAUCAUUCACAUCCAACUACUUUAUAAAUUUGCAAUUUUUUUCCUGUUAGAUGUAUCUACACAUGGUUUGGAUUGUAAUUGGUUUGAAGCCUGUUUUCUCACUUUUAAAAAAAAACUCCCUCCAAUUCCCAAUAAAGUCAGCUUUUCAA